AAGUAGUCGUGGUGGAUGCAAUCUAUUGGCUUCUCAGUGCUGCCGCUAAAGUCACAACCCCGACUGUAGCCCGCACUGCCUUUACCAGUGUAUUUCUGUAGCUGCUGGUGCCGCUGCUGCUCUCCCUCCCCCUUAAAUGGUGUGGGCAGAGUGGGAUGGAAGACUGCAUUGGAAACCUUUUCAUGGAAAUGGUCUUUGCUGUUGGUAUUGCUGUAGCACCAUUCUGGUGACAACAACAUGCCGUUGAAAUGGAAAAGCGGUUCUCCUGUCAGCUGGAAAUUCCCAGUGCCAGUUCUUAAGACAUCCAGGUCCUCACCCCUUUCGCCUGCUUACAUCCACCAACACUCCUUUGUGGUUUGGACAACCCACUCUCUCCUCGCUGCCUGUCCGACUUACCACCUGACGGGAUCCCUCGUGGAGGACGACGACGCUCACAUGAAAGUUGCUCUGGGCUAUGGUGAUAUGGGCAUCUCUGCUCACCUUCAGGCAUCAAAGACUGGAAACACUCGAUUUUUCACAAGCAACACGCACAGCUCAGUGGUUCUUCAGGGAUUUGACCAGCUGAGGAUAGAGGGAUUGCUCUGUGAUGUCACAUUGGUGGCUGGCGACUGUGAUGAAGCUUUCCCUGUGCACCGUGCAAUGAUGGCCUCCUCCUCCGACUAUUUCAAAGCCAUGUUCACAGGUGGAAUGAAAGAACAGGAUUUAAUGUGUAUCAAGCUGCAUGGAGUAAACCGAAUAGGCCUCAAGAAGAUUAUUGACUUUAUCUACACGGCAAAGUUGUCACUCAACAUGGAGAAUCUGCAAGACACACUUGAGGCAGCCAGCUUCUUACAAAUCCUUCCAGUGCUGGACUUUUGCAAGGUCUUUCUCAUCUCUGGGGUUUCUCUGGACAACUGUGUAGAAGUGGGACGCAUUGCUAACACAUACAACCUCACAGAGGUGGAUAAAUACGUCAACAAUUUCAUCCUGAAGAACUUUCCCUCACUGCUGGGCACGGGGGAGUUUGUCAAGCUACCAUUUGAACGCUUGGCUUUUGUACUGUCCAGUAACAGCUUAAAACACUGCACUGAGUUGGACCUGUUCAAGGCGGCUUGCCGCUGGCUACGCUUUGAAGACAGCCGUAUGGACUAUGCCCCAAAGCUCAUGAAGAAUAUCCGCUUUCCUCUCAUGAACCCGCAGGAUCUCAUCAAUCACGUGCAGACUGUGGACUUUAUGCGUACGGACAACACCUGUGUCAACCUUCUACUGGAAGCUAGCAACUACCAAAUGAUGCCCUACAUGCAGCCAGUUAUGCAGUCAGAACGGACAGCCAUCCGCUCAGACAGUGCCCACCUGGUCACUCUGGGUGGUGUUCUGCGCCAGCAGCUUGUUGUGAGCAAGGAGCUGCGUCUCUUUGAUGAGAGGGCUCACGAAUGGAAGGCGCUGGCGCCCAUGGACGCACCUCGUUACCAACACGGCAUUGCGGUCAUCGGCAACUUUCUCUAUGUUGUGGGUGGCCAAAGCAACUACGACACCAAAGGCAAAACAGCAGUGGACACGGUGUUCCGAUAUGACCCUCGCUACAACAAAUGGAUCCAGGUGGCAUGCCUUAAUGAGAAACGUACCUUCUUCCACCUCAGUGCACUCAAGGGACACCUCUACGCUGUCGGUGGAAGGAAUGCUGCAGGGGAGCUUGCUACUGUGGAGUGCUACAACCCAAGGACAAAUGAAUGGACAUACGUUGCCAAAAUGAAUGAGCCACAUUAUGGCCACGCUGGGACGGUGUACGGUGGUUAUAUGUAUAUUUCAGGUGGAAUCACUCACGACACUUUUCAGAAGGAGCUGAUGUGCUUUGACCCGGAUGCCGAUAAAUGGACUCAGAAAGCACCCAUGACGACAGUUCGCGGCCUCCACUGCAUGUGCACGGUGGGCGACCGUCUUUACGUGAUCGGAGGCAAUCAUUUCAGGGGCACCAGCGACUACGACGACGUCCUCAGCUGCGAAUACUACUCCCCCGCCCUCGACUUGUGGACACCUAUUGCCGCCAUGUUGCGAGGUCAGAGCGACGUGGGCGUGGCCGUGUUUGAGAAUAAGAUUUACGUGGUGGGCGGCUACUCGUGGAACAAUAGGUGCAUGGUGGAAAUAGUACAGAAGUACGACCCCGAGAAAGACGAAUGGCACAAAGUUUUCGACUUGCCUGAGUCACUGGGGGGGAUCCGAGCCUGCACACUCACAGUUUUCCCCCCUGAUGAUAUGUCGGGCUCACCCUCCAGAGAGUCGCCGCUCUCAGCACCUUGAUGAGCAAAGGGGGUGAGCCCUACUUCGCUCAUACCCCCGUAACCCUUCCCCACCCCCCGACAGCCUCCCUCAACAAACACACCUUAUAGACUUUGUUUGCACUUCCUUUAUGGACAACAUCUGUACUGCAUCCCAAACUACCCCCCGCCCUCCCAAGUCCACAUCCCCUAAAGCUGUGCAGAAACAAACCCCCCCCCCAAACACACACACAUCUGCGUGAUGAACCUACAUACCAAUAUGGUUUGGCAACCUAAUUACAUGUUGCAUACUUGGUAUAUUUUGGCAGGAAAAAAAAAAACAACAACAAAAAAAACCCAACCUCCACUUGAAAAGUGACUUUGCAAAUCAACUUUUCUACCUGAUGUCCAGACUUUUCUUAUGUCUCGUUUCUUUUGGUGUUCUACCUUGAGAUGUUGACUACCACACUGACUCUCUCUUCUAGUCUAUGCCAGGUUAGACGCAGGUGACCCCCUCCUCAGACAGCAAACGCAUAGGGACCGAUGAGCUUUUGAAAGACAAGUGGUUUUUAACUCAGGGGUUGGCCCAGGCCCCAUCUUCAUCUCUCUUGCAGUUUCACUUCUUUCCUGCUGUUGUUAUGAAACUGUUAACAAAAAUGGUGUUUUCUAAAUUUAAUAAACAUGAUUUUGAAAGUAAUCAAAUAUU
Molecule: messenger RNA, 2940 nt
Organism: Pelmatolapia mariae (spotted tilapia)
Lineage: Eukaryota; Metazoa; Chordata; Actinopteri; Cichliformes; Cichlidae
Gene: klhl13
Product: kelch-like family member 13
Exons: 8
Coding region: 238-2277 (679 amino acids)
Biological process (GO): regulation of cytokinesis; protein ubiquitination
Cellular component (GO): Cul3-RING ubiquitin ligase complex
Molecular function (GO): cullin family protein binding; ubiquitin-protein transferase activity
Source: RefSeq, a predicted model, not a curated record